AUGGCCUUUUUCAUUUCCGGAAUCCGGCGGCUAGCCAUCCAGGGGCCUUCCAAGUUCUUUGUCUGCAAUCAAUGCCUUCGGCAAGCUCCGCGACGCCCGCCACCCAAGAUCCUCAGUGUCAUUCGACCGCGCGGAUACGCGAGCGCAAGCCCGGCAGCGCCGCCGCUGGGAAGCGUGGCGAAGCAGUCAACAGCGCCUCGAGCGCCAGAGGCUGUCAAGCAGGCUUUCCCUCAGACCACAUCCAAGGGAGUGGCGUACUGGCUCCUGGGAAGCGCGGCCAGCGUCUUUGGCAUCGUCGUUUUCGGCGGCUUGACGAGGUUGACGGAAUCCGGCUUGAGCAUCACGGAAUGGAGACCGGUGACCGGGUCCCUACCCCCCAUGUCCCAGGCCGAUUGGGAAUCCGAGUUUGAGAAGUACCGCGCCUCGCCCGAGUUCAAACUGCUCAACCCGCACAUGACAAUCGAUGAGUUCAAAAAAAUCUACUUCAUGGAGUGGACGCACAGGCUCUGGGGCCGCUUCAUCGGCCUCUCCUUUAUCCUGCCCUCGCUCUACUUCAUCGCCCGCCGGCGGGUCACGCCCAAAAUGGCCGUCAACCUGGUCGGCAUCUCGGCCCUCAUCGGCUUCCAGGGCUUCAUUGGCUGGUGGAUGGUCAAGUCGGGCUUGAAAGACGACCUCUUCGCCCCCGGUUCCCACCCCCGCGUCUCGCAGUAUCGCCUGACGGCCCAUCUCGCCACCGCCUUUGUCUGCUACUCCUGGAUGCUGCUGUCGGGCCUCGCCGUCCUGCGCACCCAUCGCAUGCUGGCCGAUCCCAAAGCCGCCUUGAGUGCCAUCCAGGCCACGCGGAGCCCCGCCCUCGCCGCCUUUCGCCUCUGCGCCGCGGGCCUCGCCGCUCUCGUCUUCGUCACGGCCAUGUCCGGCGGCCUGGUCGCGGGUCUGGACGCCGGGCUCAUCUACAACGAGUUCCCCAAGAUGGGCCUGGGCCUGACCCCGCCCAAGUCGGAGCUGUGGGACGGCUUCUACUCGCGCAAGGAGGAUGGCUCGGACCUAUGGUGGCGCAACAUGCUCGAGAACCCCAGCACCGUCCAGAUGGACCAUCGCAUCCUGGCCGUCACCACCUUUUGCUCCAUCCUGGCCCUCUUCGCCUACUCGCGCACCGGCCGCGUCGCCGCCGUGCUCCCCCCGAGCGCCAAGAAGAGCGCCGCCGGCCUGGUCCACCUGGUCAGCCUCCAAGUCGCCCUGGGCAUCUCGACCCUCAUCUACUUGGUCCCUGUCCCGCUCGCCGCGGCCCACCAGGCGGGCAGUCUCGCCGUCCUCACCGGCGCCCUCGUCCUGGCCCAUCGCCUGCACGUGCCCAGGCCCACCGUCCGCAUGGUUGAACAUCGGUUGAAGCAGCUGCAAAAGGAAAUGCGAUAG
This is a messenger RNA of Hirsutella rhossiliensis, 1413 nucleotides long. Its product is annotated as cytochrome oxidase assembly protein. NCBI's taxonomy places the organism in Eukaryota, Fungi, Ascomycota, Sordariomycetes, Hypocreales, Ophiocordycipitaceae. Gene Ontology annotation, molecular function: oxidoreductase activity, acting on NAD(P)H, heme protein as acceptor. The transcript is spliced from 2 exons. Gene Ontology annotation, cellular component: mitochondrial inner membrane. The record is from RefSeq and is a predicted model, not a curated record. Gene Ontology annotation, biological process: heme A biosynthetic process. Bases 1 to 1413 code for a protein of 470 amino acids.